Messenger RNA from Solenopsis invicta (red fire ant), 3032 nucleotides. It is a transcript of the gene smid, whose product is annotated as nuclear valosin-containing protein-like. Gene Ontology annotation, biological process: ribosome biogenesis. Bases 1 to 2817 code for a protein of 938 amino acids. The transcript is spliced from 11 exons. Gene Ontology annotation, cellular component: nucleus. Gene Ontology annotation, molecular function: RNA binding; ATP binding; ATP hydrolysis activity. The record is from RefSeq and is a predicted model, not a curated record. NCBI's taxonomy places the organism in Eukaryota, Metazoa, Arthropoda, Insecta, Hymenoptera, Formicidae.
AUGCAGAAAAUGGGCAAACUGAACUCGUCGAUUGAUAUUAUUCCGUUGCAAGGAUCAAGCGGAGAUUACAGAUCGAGGCUCUUGGACAAUAAGCAUGGAACGAAUAUAAGGAUAUUCCGGGAUCAAUCGCUUAUAAGUCGCGUGCAGACGUACAUGCACGAAAACGAAAAUAAGGUUUACAUCGAUGUAAAUGAAAUGGCAGAUGCGUUGCAAAGGCGAUACAAAGAUUAUCGUGGUAAGAAGCGCGGUGCAUUCCGUGCGAUGGUACGCAAAGCUUACGAUGACCUUACCGAGAUGUUUUCGAAGAAGCCUGUCACACGCGAAUGUCCCACCUACGAUGACGAAGAUGAUGACGACGAUGAUUUCGAGGAUGUGGACGUCGAGUCAGAUACACAACGUGCUUCGGUAGAUGAUAUGUUGUUACAAAUGUAUAAGAAAGCUCAAUUUAAACAGAAUGGAAACUCGAGCGAUAAAGAAUUGAUAGAUAUUAGUAGCGACGACGAUGUUGCCAAAGUCGAUUCUAAAGAUUCCAAGAACGAAAAAAGUAUAAAGACACCUGAGCCUGGGGGUACCAUAGCUGAAGAAUCUUCACAGCAAACCUCUUCAAAACUAGAAACGACGACUGUUAAGCCAGAAACGACUACUGUCAAGGAAGCAGUAGCACCAAAGCCAGAUGUGACUACCUCAAAACCAGAAACACCUGUCAAAUCAAAAUUGCCUGCGAAUGAAGCCACAAAAUCUUUAUUAUUAGAAACUACAAGGAAAAGACAAAGAGACAAGGAUAAUAACAAUGGACAAUUUUCACUUGUAAAAAAAGCAAGAAUCGUACCUAUCAUGGAAUCAAAAAUUACAUUCUCUGAUGUAGGAGGUAAUGACAAAGUUUUAAAAAUUGUCUGCAAAUUAUUAGCACAUAUGAAACAUCCUGAAAUCUUCAAACGGCUUGGUAUAUCUCCACCGAGAGGAUUUUUACUUCAUGGACCACCUGGCUGUGGAAAAACCUUACUGGCACAUGCAAUUGCAGGAGAAUUAAAAAUGUCUCUACUAAAAGUAGCAGGACCUGAACUUGUGACAGGAGUAUCUGGAGACAGUGAAGCGCGUAUCAGAGAAUUAUUUGAACAAGCCUUAUCUCUUGCACCAUGUGUUGUUUUUUUGGAUGAGAUAGAUGCUGUCACUCCAAAUAGAGCUACAGCUCAAAGAGAAAUGGAAAGAAGAAUUGUUGCGCAAUUAUUAUCAAGUUUAGAUGAAUUGAAUCUCAAUGAAAAUGGAGACAGAGUACUGGUAAUUGGUGCAACAAAUCGACCAGAUUCAUUAGAUCCUGCUUUAAGAAGAGCAGGACGUUUCGAUCGUGAAGUGUGCCUUGGAAUACCAGACAGAGAAGCGAGGGCUAGGAUCUUGGCGGUGCAUACUGAAAAAGUUGUAUUGGCUCCUAAUGUUAGUUUGUCGACAAUAGCCUCCCUUACUCCAGGUUUUGUAGGUGCAGAUUUAGUUGCCUUAAUUAGAGAAGCUGCCAUGGUUGCUGUAGAUAGAAUAUUUGAGGGUUUAAAUAAAUCAAAACAAGAAGAAAAGUCAUCUGAAGCAACCAAAGUUGAAAAGCAAGUAGAUAAGGAAGUUGAAAUUGCUGAAAAUUCAGAUAAUUUAAUCGAUAGUAGUGUGACAGAAGCCUCUACUACGAUUGGGAAUGAGCUUACAUUUCCAAAAGAAUUACCUAAAAGUCCAAUUUCAGGAAUUGCAGAAAUGGAUGUAAUACAAGAACAUUCAGCAGACUUGUCAACUUUAUUGGCUUGGUUGCGUACUGAACCACCACUUUCCCCAGAACGGCUGUCAACUUUGUGUAUCGAACACAGUGAUUUUGAGGCUGCUCUACGCAUUGUUCAACCUUCAGCGAAAAGAGAGGGAUUUGCCACAGUUCCAGAUACAACCUGGGAUGAUGUCGGCUCACUGCGAGAUAUACGACAAGAAUUGCAAAUGGCAAUUCUCGCUCCUGUUAAACACUCUGAACACUUUAAUACGUUAGGUUUAACAGCUGCCAGUGGAGUGUUAUUGUGUGGUCCACCUGGAUGUGGAAAAACACUGUUGGCCAAAGCUGUCGCUAAUGAAGCUGGUAUUAAUUUUAUUUCGGUUAAAGGGCCAGAGCUUUUAAAUAUGUAUGUUGGCGAAAGUGAGAAAGCAGUUCGUCAGUGUUUCUUAAGAGCAAGAAAUUCAAUACCUUGCGUCAUAUUUUUCGAUGAGAUAGAUGCAUUAUGUCCUAAAAGAACAGAAGGCGAUAAUUCAGCGACAGCACGCGUAGUUAAUCAAAUGCUAACAGAAAUGGAUGGUGUGGAAAGUCGGCAAGGAGUAUUCCUUAUGGCGGCUAGUAAUCGACCUGAUAUUAUAGAUCCAGCUGUUUUAAGGCCAGGAAGACUGGACAAAAUUUUAUAUGUUGGACUUCCAAAUGCUUCAGAUAGGGUUGACAUUUUGCGUGCAGUAACAAAGAAUGCAACGAAACCAAAACUUGCUUCAGACGUAGAUUUGAAUAAAGUAGCAUAUGACAAUAGGUGUGAAGGUUACACUGGUGCGGAUUUAGCAGCUUUGAUAAGAGAAGCUGGUAUGGAAGCAUUGAAGGAAAUCAUUGCCGGUUAUGGGCAAACAGAAAUUUCAAUGCGACACAUUUUUCAGGCAUUUGAUAAAGUGCAACCGUCCAUUCGUGAAAAGGAUAUGAAACAAUAUGAAAAAUUAAGCAAGUUGUAUUCGGGUAAAAAAAAUCCUGAAGUUACGCCAAUGGAUACGCCAGUAGAUGCAUCAAUUGUGGAUGUUGUCAUGGAGCCAAUGGAAACUUAAAGUACAAUUUAUUAUUACAAAUCUAUAAGAAUCGUACUAAAUAAUCUCUCUUCCAAAUACCAAAAAUCAUAUAAACUUUUACACAGAAAAGACAAAAGGUGCUUCUUUCAUGAGGUUUCAAUUUUUGUCCAUUCAUUUAAAUUUUAUAAAAGAACACAGUUUUAAUAUUGGCUACAUUAAUAAUUAAUGGCGACGAAUAAAAUAAAAUAAAAGUA